AUGAAGAAGUUUGUCUCUGCGACACGGACCUUUGCCAGCCUGGGCCUUGACCCACGUGUGGCGGAAUGUGUGGAGCACGUGGAGUGGGUGAGCGACCUCGUCUGCAAGGCGAGUGAUAAGGUGCUGGAGCAGCUGCUACAGAGCACAGAGGGAGUGGAUAUGAAGAGCGAGCUCCAAGAGCGAAUCAAGAAGCGAAAAGAGGAGGAGGAGAAGAAGAAGAAGGAGAAGGAGAAGGAGAAGAGUGAGAAGAAGCGCAAACGAAAAAGGAAGCGCCGCCGGCGGCGGCGAAGGAAGGGGCCUGGUCAAGGCAAGUCGUCAGCCAUCCCGCAGGUCGAUGGCUUUGGGCCAGAGGACGUUGAUACGCUGCUCGCUGUCAUCUGCAAGAAGAAGGUGCCAGCCCACGAUGUCAGUACAAGAGAGGCCCAGCGCGUGCUGGCACGUGAGCUUCAGCCUCCUCCCACGAAGCAGCCUCGGCGCGCUGUUCGUCCUCAGAAGCGUCCUCGCCACACAACAUGCUCCAAGAAGCAGCCUCGCCGCGCUGUCCGCGCUAAAAAGCAGCCGUACCAAGCACCAGGCCUAUGGGAGGCCCUCAAGGUCUCCACAACAGCCUUCACGCGGCAGACAUCGGCCCUUCGCGGCGUCAGCCGCACAAUGCCAAACGCCACCACCCCAGUCAACACGCCACCACAGAUCAAGGCCAUCGCACACAACCUCCUUGACAUGACCUGCCGAACGCUUCAAGGAGCCCUGAAACUCCACAUCAGGCACGCCCCAGCACGCUGGCUGCGUACUUUCAGGUAUGUGCGGCAGAAAGCAAAGGAGCAAGAGCAGGAGGACCAGGAGGACCAAGAGAAGGACUCAGUUGAGGAUGAUCUUGAGUACGCUGAGCUGCGAGACCUGCUCACAGAUUGCAAGACAAAUGAGGAGCGCCUGGGCUUUGUGUUUGCAGUCAACCAGGCACUGCGGCAGUACAGCCACAUCCGUUACAAGCACCCACCGCUCCUUCCCCUGUUUCGAGGCACAAGACACCUGCGCUUCUCCAAAUCCACGCUGCGCCUCCUCAAGAUACAACCCCGUCAAGGCGAUGGGUCUCGCCUUGAUGACUUCUUCAGCCCAAGGCGCCCUCGAGACCACGAGCGGCUCAAGGAAGCGACGUCCUUCGUAACGGACGGAGUCGCAGCACACGUCUGCCUGCAGGUAGAGGAGAAGCCGAAGGGGGCUGCCAAGAACAAGAAUGGUGGCAAGGUCGUUGCGGAUCAGAAUGCCAGCAAGGACAAGUUGACCAAGAGCCAGCGACGCACAAGAUCCCGUCGUCGCCGUCGCCGUCGCCGUCGCAAGUGUCGCUUGCGUCAGAGGACUGCCCAACCAACCGUGGUUGGGUGCGAUCCCGGCGUACGCGUCCCAGUGACACUGGCUUGCGUACAGACGGGGCGGGUUCUGCGCUACAGGCAACAGCGCUGGGCAAACUUCCUCCACUGUCGCCUUCUCUCGUCGAAGCAGAAAAAGGCGCGACGGGAGAAAAGGCAGGCACACAAGGAAGCAUGGCAAGCAGCGCAGCAAGGCGUGGAGCAGCAGAGACCCAUACGACAUCCCCAUACGAUUGAGGAGCUGGCACACCGCCAGCAUACUCGGACCAAGUUCACAAGACGGCACAGGAAACAACUGCUCCAUGGCUUUUUGGCACGGCGGCGGGACUUGCGCGCGUUUGCGUUGCGAGUCGCUAAAACAUUCCCCGGCGCCAAGGUUUUUUGGGGCGACGCGGCAAGCAACGGCUUCAGAACUCGAGGAGCAGGUCUGCACGGCCCAACGGGACAACUUCGCAAACACAUCAGCAAGCUGCUCGACGUUCAGACUACCAGCGAGUACCGCAGCAGCAAGUACACCUACUGCUGCGGUGUGCAAGGACAAUACUCCUCGGCAACGCGUUUGACGCGUUGCCCGGCAUGCGGCGUCGCGCGAGACCGCGACGUCGUUGGAGCCACCGCCAUCGGGCUUAUCGGUCUCGGCCUGAGACACGAUUUGCCCCUUGGCUUGUGGACUCCACCUGAGAAGCCAUUUUGGCUUCACCCCGGAUCAACACCAACAAGACACCUGCCCAAGACGCCGGAUUUCUCUUUGCGAACCAUUAAGCGUUUGACACACUCGUUCUCUUGCGCAAGCACUCAGUAAAC
This is a messenger RNA of Salpingoeca rosetta, 2171 nucleotides long. RefSeq lists its product as uncharacterized. The coding region runs from base 1 to 2169 and encodes 722 amino acids. The record is from RefSeq and is a predicted model, not a curated record. Lineage: Eukaryota; Choanoflagellata; Craspedida; Salpingoecidae. The transcript is spliced from 4 exons.